GCCCAAAAUCCUUCCCUCCAUAUCUUGCCAAAACAAAAAUCUCGAUUUUUUUACCCUAAAAUUUUAUUUCCUUCCAACUCUCCAUCUUCCGUGCUUUCUCCAUCUGUCUGUUUUGGUAGGUUUCGAUUAAUUAUGGUUUAGAAAAUCCCCCAAAUAACAAUGAAUUCAUAUCAAAUUUACAUACUGCGCUACUGAUUCUAUCAUUCUCUCUGGUCUGCAGUUUUCAUUUUUUCAGUUGUGGAAGGGAUUUUGAAGCAUAUAAGGUUUGAAUCGGGAGAUCGGCGGAAAUUGUUUCUUCUUCACUACCUUAAAAAGGUAUCUUUUUUUUUUCUUUUUUCGGUUCCUGAAUUUGAGUGGUAGUUUUUGUGUAAUUUUUUGGCAGAUGGUAUGUCAAACCAGAAUCUGCCAUUUUGAUAUGUUGUGGUGUAUGAACUUAUCUUUCUAGAUUUACAAAUUUCAUUCCUUUCUCAUUACAUACAGAGAGUUAAGUAAAUUUUUAAGCACUAACGUUUUGUCCAGAGAGGUUCUUAUGGAUUUGUCCAAAAUCAAAUAGAUUCAAUUACUGCUCAUCUUGGAUUUGUUUUGAACAACCUUAUUUAAAAGUACACAUUUAACUCACCAUAGUUGUUUUAUCUAUUAUUAUGUUGGAGGAAUGAACAAGCCUUACUCAGGGCUUGAUAAAUUUGUAUACCAGACAUUUAAUGAAUUAGACAGGAAAAAUACUUAAAUAGAGAAAUUUGGAUGACAUUUAAAAUGACAAGUAAAUUUUGCUUCAAGAAAUUCUUGGGGACAGAUAGAGGUUUCAUAACUGUCAUUGGUGCUAUUAACUUCAAGAAAGAUCGGCAUAACAAUUCCAGAAAAUUUCGGGAGUGAUUGUUGCUGUUCUAAUCCUUUGGUUCGAUUUAAAGCUUGAAGCAUCUCUCAGAUCCUUUGGUGGUGGAACAACACAAGUUGUCCUGUUAGGUGCAGAUGCCAUAAGGGAGCUUCAAACAUGAGUGCUUGGUUAUUCGCAACCGGCCUGAGUAUCUGCUGACACACAUGGCUCAUCUAUUUUGUGUUUGCCAAUGACAAGCUCAUAUGUGUGUAUGAUCAUGUAUAUAUGUAUAUAAAUAUCAGUGCACAUGGGGAGGGGGUGUGUGUUUAUAUAUGAAUGUAUAUGUACAUGUUUGUAUACAUAUUUGGUCUCUUAUGUGCACAAUUAUAAUUUCUUUCAAUUGGCAGUAAAAUAAAAUAUUACUUUAAAGAUUGUUGAGCUACUUAGUACUUUUUUGGGUUAAUGACGUCUUUAAAUAUUGGAUGUUAAUUUUGAAUUUUAUGGACAAUAUCACUUUAUCCUCAAGUACAAUUUUAUAAUGAUUGAUGGGAAAACUUUGGAGUUGCACAGAUCACGUGAGUUCACAUUAUGGUGAUUAAAGUGCUAUUCAUUUGGCAAAGAAUUAGUUUACGAUGCAUAAACAAAGUAGAACGAUGUUCAUUGUCACUUUGGGCGCGAAUUUAUUUAAGAAGAUAGAGACUGCUUAAAAUUCUGCAAAUAUGACGACUAAAGUGUUAAUGGAUGGGUUAAAACGGGCAAUUAGUUGUAUAAAUUUUUUAGCUACUAAUUUCUACUGUGACAACUUAGAAAAAUAAAUUUUAUAUAGAACCAAAUUUCCCAACAAUUACCAUCACGAUUUACAAUUCUUUAUUAAUUCCAUUUCUUAAGAAAUUAGUUUAUGAUUAGCUGAAGUCCAAUUCUCAUAUUUUUAAGAGUCUCCAAGUGGAAUCUAGAAAAAUAAUUAAAUAAAUAAAAUAAAAGCAACAGUGAUUAUUGAUUAAAAUUGUGUUAAUCGUGAUUAUAAUUUUUUUUAAUCAUGUAAGCGCAUUUCGAAUGUACCUUGGAUCUACUUGACAUGUCUUUGCCCAUAUCCAUAUAGUUUAGGAAAUGGUGGAUUUAAAGAUUUAUUAUCUUAUAAGAAAUUAAUAAAUUGAGGAUUUUAUUACUGAACAAAAGGGGAAAAGACCAAUGAAUAUAAGUAUUAAAAAACUUUUUGUAUUUAAAAUAACAGCAUCUGUGAAUAUUUAGUCAAGUGAUAUUUUAAAAGUUUCCUUAGAUUUUGUCUUUGUUGUGUAGUGCUAAAUAUUGUUGAAUAUAAGAUUAAAAUGUCACAUUUCAAAUAUAGGUAUACUCAUAUAUACUAUUAGGAUAAUAUUUGGGUUUCCACAAAUUAUGGAUAAAGAAUGGGUGCGUCUUAACAGGUAAUUUGUACUUUGUCGUGUAAUUUACAUACUUUAUAUUUUAAGAUAAUAUCUUAGAACAUUGUCUUUUAAAAUUGUUAGGGCCUCACAGGAGUCUAUAAAAGCUUCAGAAAAUUUUGUCAUUACUGCUCAUCAUAAUUUAGGCAAACCAGAUAAAAUUUUAUGUCCUUGUAAAGGUUGUCGAAACUUAAGCCAUCAAUAUGUAAAUAUCGUUGACAAGCAUCUGGUCAUAAGAGGAAUGGAUCCGACUUACACAAAUUGGUUUCACCAUGGAGAAAGACUGAUUAGUAAUGUUGAUACUACAAGUAAGACUGAAAUAUUCAACUUGUUUGAAGCUGCACAUACGAAUGAAGAACAUAACAAGGAAGUUUUUGAAGAGAAUUUGGAUGAUGAUAUUAGUCGAUUGAUAAUGGAUGCUGAAACUCCGUUGCAUCCAGGAAAUGAAAAAUACACGAAGCUAUCUUCAAUUGUGACCUUAUAUAAGCUUAAAACUAUUAGGGGUUGGUCAGAUAAUAGCUCUACAGAACUUCUAAAUACAUUACAUGAUAUGUUACCUGAAGGUAAUGUAAUUCCUACAUCCACACUAUGUGUAAGAAAAUUGCUUAAGACAUUUGAUUUAGGAUAUGAGAAGAUUCAUGCACGUGUCAAUGAUUGUUGGUUGUUUAGAAACGAUAAAAAUGAACUAGAUAGCUGUCCAAAGUGUGGUUCUUCGAGAUGGAAGGUCGAUAAGCAGACACGAAAGAAUAAAAAUGUUGUACCUGCUAAAGUCUUCAGAUACUUUCCUAUAAAACCUAGAUUCCAGAGGACGUUUAGUACAUCAAAGAUGGCUGAAUCAUUAAUAUGGCGUUCAACCAAUCAGAGUGUUGAUGGUAAAAUGCGUCAUCCAGUGAAUUCUCCAUCUUGGGCUUUAAUUGAUAACAAGUGGCCAGAUUUUGCAAAUAAUCCAGGCAGUCUUAGGCUUGGGCUUGCUACGGAUGGUUUCAAUCCAUUCAACAAUUUUAGCUUUACCUAUAGUUGUUGGUCAGUGGUGAUGGUUAUUUAUAAGCUACCACCAUGGUUAUGUAUGAAAAAAGAAAAUGUAAUGUUGUCAUUGUUAAUUCCAGGGCCUCAAUAGCCUGGGAAUGAUAUUGAUAUAUAUUUGCAACCACUUAUAGAUGACUUGAACGAAUUGUGGAAUAUUGGGAUGAAUGUGUAUGAUGCACACACUAAUGCAGCCUUCAACUUGAGAGCAAUACUUAUGUGGACUAUUAAUGAUUUACCAGCUCUUGAAAAUUUAGCUGGAUGUAAAAUUAAGGGUAGGACAGAUUGCCCUAUAUGUUCUCAGAAUACUCAUUCACAGUGGUUAAAAUUCGAUAGAAAAUUUGCAUACAUGGGUCAUAGGAGAUUUUUGUCACCAUCUCGUCUGUUAAGGAAAAAGAAAUCUUGGUUUGAUGGACAUGAAGAAAAGGGAAGCAAACCUAAAAUUAUGUCUGGUGGCAACAUUCUGGUUACUCUUAAAGAUUAUGUCAACAAUUUUGGGUAAGCUCAGAAAUGAAAAAGAAAGACAGAUUAUGGGAGCAUGCUAACAUAGAAAAAGAGAUCAAUCUUUUUUAACUUACCAUAUUGGGAGGUAAGAUUUUGGCACUCUCCAACUUUUAUUCAAUUUUUUUCAAUUAUUUGAAUAUACUUUUUGUAUGAAACUAACAAAAUCUUUUUCCUUUGUUACAUUAUUAGGUGCUACCAUUACGUCAUAAUUUGGAUGUAAUGCACAUUGAGAAAAAUGUAUGUGAAAGCAUUGUUGGUACAUUGUUAGAUAUAAAUGUUAAAACAAAAGAUGGAUUAAAUGCUCGUAAGGAUUUACAAGACAUGGGAAUUAUGAAAGAGUUACAUCCAGAGGACCGAGGUAAUAGAAUUUACCUUCCUCCUGCUCCACAUACGUUGUCAAGGUUAGAGAAACAAACAUUUUGUAAAAAGUUGUUUAACUUGAAAUUACCCGAUGGUUACUGUUCAAAUGUAGUCACUUGUAUAUCAGUAGAUGAAUGCAAAAUUAUUGGCCUCAAGUCACAUGAUUGUCAUGUCCUCAUGCAACAACUUUUGGCUGUAGCAUUAAGAGGAUUACUUCCAAAAGGACCAAGACAUGCAAUUUUUAGACUGUGUACAUUCUUCAAUAGAUUAUGCCAACGUGUUGUUGAUAGGGAGAAAAUAGCAAUAUUAGAAGAUGAAGUAGUUGAAACGUUAUGCAGUCUUGAAAGAUUCUUUCCUCCUGCAUUUUUUGAUAUCAUGAUACAUUUGGUGGUACAUUUGGGAAGAGAAGUACGAUUAUGUGGUCCAGUUCACUAUCGUUGGAUGUAUCCUUUUAAGAGGUGAGAAAUUCACUAUUACUUGGAUAAAUUUACACACAUAAUUUCAUUCUUAGUACUAUUUUGUUUACUUCAUUUAAUUAUAGACAUAUGAAGAUAUUCAAAGGAUAUGUGAGAAAUCGUGCACGACCCAAAGGUUGCAUAGCUGAAUAUUAUCUUGUAGAUGAGUGCAUGAAUUUUUGUAUCGAGUUUAUGAAACAAGUAAGAGAAAUUGGUCAUCGAGAGGGGCGCAAUCAAGAUUAUGUUAGUAAUGAAAUUACUGAGGGACGUCCCAUUUCUGCUCCAAAUUUUAUUGCACUUAGUGAUGAAAUGUUGGAGAUAGCACAUCGUUAUGUAUUAUUCAAUACAUCUUAUGUGGAACCUUAUUUGGAGUAAGUCAUCCACUUUUUAUAUUAAUAAGUGUAGAACAUGUAUAUAAAUUUGUAAUCUCUGAUAACUUGCUUAUUAUUAGAAUGCAUAAAGAGAAGCUCAAGCCAAACAAUAGAAGCCUUGAAAAAAAUGAAAGCUUGCUUUAGAAAAUUCACACGAAGAAAUUAUCAGU
Olea europaea var. sylvestris is the source of this 5115-nucleotide messenger RNA. RefSeq lists its product as uncharacterized. The record is from RefSeq and is a predicted model, not a curated record. Lineage: Eukaryota; Viridiplantae; Streptophyta; Magnoliopsida; Lamiales; Oleaceae. The transcript has 2 exons. The coding region runs from base 2474 to 3349 and encodes 291 amino acids.